ACGAGAUUUGUCGUCAUAGCAACUCGCACGAUGGAGGAGAGUGUAACGAUUGAGUUUUUUAAAUUAAUUAUAUUUCUGUAAACAAAAUGGACGUAACAAAGCGUAUUAUUGUAUUCAUAACGUUUUUUAUAUGCUGUGGCUGUAUAACAUUCCUAGCAGCUUCGUUAGCAACGAAGGAAUGGAUUGUUGCUAAACCUGUCAGAAUGGUUGUCAAUCUGACCGAUGAGGACGAAGGAAAAUUUCGUGGUUAUAUCCAUUUUGGUCUAUUUGAAGGAUCCAAACAACUAAAUCAUGGUUUUGGAAACAGAAAAACUCAUAUUCUGGUCAGACAAGAAAUUAUUCAAAAUCCUUCUCUCAUGUCAAAUGGCCUAUGGUUGUUUACAAUAAUUUGUGUAUCUCUUGCUACCUUAUUUGCUUUGAUCAGUGCUGUCUUUGCCAUUAUCAACACUGUUUUAAUACCUGUGGAAAUCAUUGUUGGUAUUAUGGGGUUAUAUUUAUGGAAUAGUAUUGGAGCUUUAUUCUCAUUAGCUGCAGUUAUUAGUUGGACCAUACAGUAUUUUACUAAAUUAAAAGACAAUGUUAUGACUACUGAAGAACAAGAUCAAAAUUGGACAUCAAAAGAUAAAGCAUGGUUGGGAUAUAGUUUCUGGUUUGUUGUGAUAGUAAUAAUUUUCUUUCUUUUAAAUAUUGGUUUAGUGACAUUGGCAUUACAGCAGCCAUGGGAACGUCGAAAACCAAAACCAGUGUCAGAAAAAAAUCCUGAAGGAGUGAUCAUGUUAUAUUAAGAUUGAUCUAUUUAACUCUUUAAAAACUUUUUUGUUAUAAAAAUAUUUUACAUUCUGGUAGAAAAACAAUUAACUUGAAUCUCAAUAUUUAAUUCCUUUUGGAAAUUUAUAAAAAGAAUAGUUUGACAGAAUUCAAUCUAGUCUAAAAAUGUAUUGCAAAUUACAUGCCUCAGGUUCCUGUACAAUAUUCAAGUCAUAAGAUAAGACUGUAUUUCUGUAUAUUUUCUUAAAACAAUUUAUUUUUCAUCAUUCUAAUAUUAUAAACAUAUUGAAAAUAUUUUACUUUUAGGACAGGCUAAAAAUUUACAUUGAAAAAUUUUCAUGUGAAAAAACUUGAUUAUGUAAAUGCUUGUAAAUAUCUGAAUUUUAUUUCAGUUAAUUUACAGUUGCUUUUAUAAUUUUAAUGUAUUGUUGACCCUCUAUAUAAUAUACUAAUAGGAACAAGCAGAAGGCCAAUAUCUGUUCUAUCUGAAGAUGUCAUAGUCAAGUAUAAAGCAAACUUUAUAUGAGAUAUAAUGUUCAAAGAAUCUAUAUUCUGGUAAAUACUAGCAAAUGUCACACUUUCAAAUGGAACAAUAGCUUUCAAUAUGCUGCCUAAAAGAUGUUCUGUGCUAGUAAUUGCAAUUUGAUAUUUUCAGAUAUUGUAAUUCCAUUCUGAUAGAUGCAUUGAAACAAACAGAUUUAGUUUGGUUUUUCUGCAGUUCAUUUAUAUUGAGGUUCUGAAAUACUUUUGAAAUAAGGCUUUAAGUAUAAUUUGCUCAUAAAAUCUAAUAUGAUGAAGUCAAUUUUUUUAAUUGUUAAAUAUUGAUCUCAGGAUAGCAAAUGUAAAAUUUUAGAAUUAUAAUUUACAGUAUUUAUAAAAUAUUUAAGUGUGUACAUUAAAUUUAAAUAGCUAUGAAAGAAUAACAACUUUCUAAAUAAUGAAUUUUAUUUAUUUUGAAAAUAUACUGAAAAACUCAAUGAUAUUUUCUCAAAUUAGCCAGUUGGAUUUUUAAAUAUAUUUAUUAUUUACUGUGAAUUUUUAUAUAUAUGUACAAUGUUUUUAACAUAUUAGAUUAUAUGGCGAUAAGUAUAUCUUUACAAAAAAUUAUUUAUUUCCAGUAUGUUUAAUUAAACAUUUCCAGUAGUAUUAUUUUACAAACAUCUAAAUAUUCAUUACUGUAGUAAGUUUUUCUAGUCAAGGAAGUAAUCUCCAAGAUUAUAACUGAAAGUUUAUUUUCUACACAAAAGCUUUUAAUUAUUCAAAAGUAAGUAAAAAAUCAUUUUAAUUGUAUAAUAAUUAUAACAUUGCAAAAUAUCAUAUUUAUUCAAAUAUUACAUAGUCUUGAUUUGAUACUUUGGAAUGAAUUAGAAAUGUGAUACAUAUUAAGGUUGUGAUAAUUUAAUAUUCAUUGACUUUUUUUAGAUCAGCUUGAUUAAUAUGAUUUAUCAGUAAUCAAGAAAUUAUAUAAAUGAAAAAUGGUUUCUCCAAGAAUGUGUAAGUUAUAUUUGAAGAGAAAAUAGAUGAAUUUAAAAUAUUUUAAUCAUUAUGUUUAAAAUCAAGCCUAAUUUGAUUUUAUCCAUUGAACUGUUUAAAACAAGCACAAUAGCUUUUCUUUAGCAUCAACUCUUGUGGGACUAAGUGAUGUAAGGAUUGAUGUUAACUAAUAGUUAACAUUAAAGAGUAUUAUGCAAUUUUAGCCUCAAAGUUUUGCAUAAACAGGGAGCUAUUUCAGUUUGCAUUUCAUUUCAAGACUGCAGUUUGUUUCAGAUUAAUAUUGUUUCAUAAUUCUUUAAAUAAAAAUUUAAGUAAUCAGAUGCAUAUAACAAGAAAAACUAGGAUAUAAAAGAGUCAUUUUAAAAAAUUUGUUAUAAAAAAAUUGAUAUAUUUAGAUAAAACAAACUUUAUAUGAGAUAUAAUGUUUACAAAGAAUUUAACUAAUUUAUCAAUAAGUGAAUCUAUAUUCAGAUUUUCUUGAGGUUUAGUAAAUCAAUAAAGUUAUUUCAGCAUGGAGAGCAUCUGCUGUAGUAGGAACUAUUGUAUUAUUGUAUUGUAUUAUUAAGGAACCAUCCUUAGUCAUUCAACAUCACUUCUUGAUCAUUAUUAAAUUAAAUUUGACAUUUUUAAAACAAAAAUCCUUAAAAUAAAUGUACUGUAUAGUACAAUAUACAGUAAUUUCAUUUAGCAAAUUGUCUAUUAUAUGAAACUUUUUAAACCUUAUGAAAAGACAGCCAAAAUGCCAGAAAAAAUUCUGACAUUUUGAAAACAAAACUCAACUAAAUUUACUUAUAUUUUGGUGAGACUUUACAAAAGCAUUAAUACAAAAUCUGGAAGAUAAGCAGAAAGAACAUGGAUAUUAAAUGAUAUUUAGUACACAAUACAUAUAUUUUAGACUAGAAAAAAAGGUUGUUGGUAACUAUAAGCAGGUUUCCCUUAGGAAGAGUUAAGUGUACACUAAACUAUAGGAUUUUUCCAGGACAUCAAAAAUUGGCAAUCUUAAUAUCAACACGUUCAGAUUCACUGUUGUUUAACAAAAGUCCUCUACAUACUUUCCUUAAUGUAGUUAAUUAUGCUGCACAGUUCUUCAUAAUAUAUGAUUUUUUCAAGAAGAAAAGGAUUUAAAAACAAUUAUUUUUCUAUUAAAUAAUAAAUGUUAUUGGUAAAAAGUCAAUGCUUUUUGCAUCAUAAAUAAUGCAGAAAUAUUUUUAUUAAUAUAUUGUGAAUAAUAAUCAUUUUCUUUUACAGAAAUUGAUUGUAAUUUGAUUGAAGAAAUAGAUGUUAAAAACUAAGUGUAGUGUACAUUUUAUUCUCUAACAUAUUACAUAGUAAUAUAUACCUUAUAAUAAUUAUAUUGACUCCUGUACAAGAGUGAAGUAAUUGUCUAAAUCACUUCUUGUGAAUGUUCUUCCAUUUCUAAGAGGAUGUUUUAUGAUAAUGCAAAGUUCCUUGAACUUGUUAGAAUUUACUAAAUUGCAUAAAGGAUGACAACAAAUCAGGUCAGUAACCAUAUUGGAAAAUAUGCUACAAAAAUACAUAAGUUAAGUAUCAAACAGUAAAAUACCUUGAACUCAUUAUAGAUAAUUAUAUAAUAUAUCAAAAUAAAGAAUGUGUUGUCAUAUCAUGCUUUAAAAAUGUAUGUCCUUCAAUUAAACUGUAGCUGCUUUUCUUUUUUAUUUUAAGAGAUUUUUUUAAUAAACAUGCAAAUACAAAAGCUAAAAUGAAUUCUUUUCUGGCAACACACAAUAUUAAAAAUCUAUGCUAUAUCAAAUUUAGCAAAUACAAAUUACUACAAAAGUAGAAAAUAUAAUUAUUAUCAUUUUUUCUGAUGUGGAAACAAAUCUGAUUUGUAAUAGAAAAAAUAUGUUGUUAUAAAUAGUGCCUUUUAUAAAUCAAAAUUUCUGGUUACUGAAUUCAUCUAUAUUCAUUUACAGUGAUGAUAAAAGAUAAUGAUGAUUUUAUACGAAAUAUUAAAUUGUCACAGCUUUUGAUAUAAAAAGAGUGAAGUUGAAUGUAAACUAAAUAAGAUUCUAAAUCCUAAUAAUAAUUUUAUUAUCAUGUGAAUCUGAAUUUUGAAAAUGUAACAGGUUUGUUUUCUCAUUAUAUAAAAUAAAAAUUUUAAUUAAAAUAUAUGGAAGAAACAAUAUUUUUAUAAUGAAAAUUGAAUGAAGUUUCAAAUUAGAUCUAAACAUUUUCAUAUAAAAGGCCAUUUAUAAAUCUUGGUUGCCAAUAUUAUAAAAAGAUAGACUAAAUAUUAACUUGUAGAUUAUAUGAUAGCAGUUACUCUAUGAAUCACUUUUGAAAUAUUUCAUUUAUCAAGUAAUAAUUUGAUUGUUGUUUUUCUUACAUGUAAUUUCAUUUACUUAUUAAUGUAUUAAUAUUGCUAAAUUGUGUGUGUUUGUUAGAUGGCACAUCAACAUUUUUUUAUGAUUCACAUUAUUUUUCUAUGUAAAUAAAUUGUAUGUAAAUACAUUUUAUCAUAACACUGUUUCAUCAAAAAUAAUUUGUAUAUUAAAUAAUUUUUAAAGAUGCACUUUUAAAUGUAAUUAUAGAAUAAAGUCAUUGCAUGGUAUUUUUUUAAUAUUACUAAAUAUGAAUUGUGUUUGGGUUAUAUUAUGGCUAAUAUUGAACUUUGCACAGAUGUUAGCAUUAAACAAUAAUUUUUUAAUAUUGUUUUGAUUUUAAAUAUUAAAAAAUAGAGAGAAUUUUUUCAUUGAUAAUUUGUCAAUGCACUGAAAUUAUUACUGUAUUUAACAGUAGUGAGUCUUUAGUCUUUCUAAUACAAACUAAUUUUUAUAUGGGUGAUGUUUGGAUUAUUGAAAAUUGUUCUUUAUUUUGUUAACUCAAAAAAAACUACAGACAAAUACAGUAUAACAUUUUAAAAAAAGAUAUGUACCUGGUAAAUAUAUGAUAGCCUCCAUUUAUUGUAAUCACAGGUAAAGUUAUCAAAAUUAGGAAGCCCUAAAACAUACAUCAUUAAAACUUUACUUAAUAAUCAUAUUCGGGUAAAUAGGUCUUUUUAUGCUUUAUUUUCAUGCUGGCAUCCUCAACAUUUGACUAAUAACAUUAAUUAAAAUUGUUGAUUGUACCCAGUGCUUUAGUCACUUGUAUUGUGAGUAAAUAAGUCCCAAAAUAAGUAAUGAUAUUGCAAAGUGAUUACAAUAAAUGGCACCUAUUGUAUUUGUCAAAAUGUGUAGUGUGUAUUAAUUUUUUAAAAUCAUGUUUUUAUGAGUUUUUGUUUUUGGCUACAUUUUGCAUUGUAACAAAAUUAGUUUGGAUUUUGCUGA
Centruroides sculpturatus (bark scorpion) is the source of this 5549-nucleotide messenger RNA. RefSeq names its product clarin-2-like. The record is from RefSeq and is a predicted model, not a curated record. Lineage: Eukaryota; Metazoa; Arthropoda; Arachnida; Scorpiones; Buthidae. The transcript has 3 exons. The coding region runs from base 87 to 785 and encodes 232 amino acids.